UGCAGGGCGCUCGUCGCUGCCGUGCGAGCCCACCCGCCCCGGGAGCUCGCCUCCCCGGUGCUCCCCCUCCCUCCCCGCCCCCCCAGUGGCGCUGCCUCCUCCAAAUGAGCGAUUCGCCCGCUGGAUCUAACCCAAGGACACCCGAGAGCAGCGGCAGCGGCAGCGGCGGCGGCGGGAAGAGGCCCGCGGUGCCGGCGGCGGUGUCCCUCUUGCCCCCGGCGGACCCCCUGCGCCAGGCGAACCGGCUCCCCAUCAGGGUCCUGAAGAUGCUGAGCGCUCACACCGGCCACCUCCUGCACCCGGAGUACCUGCAGCCGCUGUCCUCCACUCCCGUCAGCCCCAUUGAGCUGGACGCCAAGAAGAGUCCACUGGCGCUGUUGGCCCAGACCUGCUCGCAGAUCGGCAAGCCAGACCCGCCACCCUCCUCCAAGCUCAACUCGGUAGCCGCAGCGGCGAACGGCCUGGGAACGGAGAAGGACCCCAGCCGCUCCGCCUCGGGCGCGGCCUCCGCGUCGGCUGCCCUUAAGCAGCUAGGUGACUCCCCCGCUGAGGACAAGUCCAGCUUCAAGCCCUAUUCCAAGGGCUCUGGCGGCGACUCCCGCAAAGACGGCGGCUCCUCCUCUGUGUCCUCCACCUCCUCCUCGUCCUCUUCGUCCCCUGGUGACAAGGCGGGCUUCAGGGUCCCCAGCGCCGCCUGCCCGCCCUUUCCCCCGCAUGGAGCGCCGGUCUCCGCGUCGUCGUCCUCGUCCUCCCCCGGCGGCUCACGGGGCGGCUCCCCGCACCACUCUGACUGCAAGAACAGCGGCGGGGGCGGCAGCGGGGAGCUGGACAAGAAAGACCAGGAACCCAAGCCCAGCCCAGAGCCGGCAGCAGUGAGCCGCGGCGGCGGUGGUGAGCCCGGCGCACACGGCGGCACCGAGGCCGUAACCUCCGGGCGCAAGUCGGAGCCACCCUCGGCGCUGGUGGGGGCAGGCCAUGUGGCGCCAGUGUCGCCCUACAAACCCGGCCACUCGGUGUUCCCGCUGCCACCCUCCAGUAUCGGCUACCACGGUUCCAUCGUGGGCGCCUAUGCCGGCUACCCGUCUCAAUUCGUGCCUGGCCUGGAUCCUAGCAAGUCUGGCCUCGUGGGAGGCCAGCUGUCGGGGGGCCUGGGCCUGCCACCGGGCAAGCCCCCCAGCUCCAGCCCUCUCACCGGAGCCUCCCCGCCCUCCUUCCUGCAGGGAUUAUGCCGCGACCCCUACUGCCUGGGAGGUUACCACAGCGCCUCGCACCUCGGUGGUUCCAGCUGCUCCACUUGCAGCGCGCACGACCCUACUGGGCCCAGCCUGAAGGCGGGGGGCUACCCGCUAGUGUACCCCGGGCACCCACUGCAGCCCGCUGCUCUGUCAUCCAGCGCCGCUCAGGCCGCACUCCCCGGCCACCCGCUCUACACCUACGGCUUCAUGCUGCAGAACGAACCGCUGCAGCACAGCUGCAACUGGGUGGCGGCCAGCGGGCCGUGCGACAAGCGCUUUGCCACCUCAGAGGAGCUGCUCAGCCACCUACGGACUCACACGGCUCUGCCGGGGGCCGAGAAACUUUUGGCCGCCUACCCCGGGGCCUCUGGCCUGGGCAGUGCUGCCGCCGCGGCAGCGGCUGCUGCCUCCUGCCAUCUGCACCUCCCCCCGCCCGCCGCCCCAGGCAGCCCCGGGUCGCUGUCGUUGCGGAGUCCACACACUUUGGGGCUAAGCCGGUACCACCCCUACGGCAAGAGCCACUUAUCCACAGCUGGGGGCCUGGCGGUGCCGUCCCUCCCCACAGCGGGACCCUACUACUCGCCAUAUGCGCUGUAUGGACAGAGACUAGCCUCAGCCUCGGCACUCGGAUACCAGUAACUACAGCUUUCCUCCCACCCCACCUCCUCCUCCUUCCCCCGGCCGUGGUCGCUGCUGCGACCUCCACUACUGCUUGUCCCUCCCGGGAUUCCCUGCCCAGACCCCCACCGGACUGUGUAUUUAUUUACUGUAAUGUUAGCUUACAAGCUGGGAAUAUAAGUGCAUUAAGGACCCACACGAGUCAAUGGUAUGCAAAAAGUCUGUGUUCCCCCAAAUAAUAACGUUAAUCCCACCAAUAACUACAUGAUCCCUGCCCCUCUUCCUUUCUUUUAUUUUCUCUCUUUUUCGUAGGUAUACGUCUUAAUUGUUUUCCUUUUUGAUUGGUUUGGUUUUAGGGGAGGAGGGAGAAUUGGGGUUCUUCUGUUUAUUUUGUUUUCUCUUCCUGGGCAGUUUCUUGCAUGAGUCUUAACCGUUAAAACUACAUUUUCCCCUUCUCUUUUUCCUUCUUUCUCCUUCAUUCCCUCUCCUUUCUGCCCAUUCUUGGUUGUUUUUCCUUUGUAUGAGUAACAGAGAGGAGAUUAUUUUUUAUAAUGCAUUAGGAACGGGGCGGCAUUGGUGGGAGGAGGUCUAGAGCUCUGUUGACCCGGACUCUGCUCUGUGACUCCUCCCCUUCAGCCUUCCUCCCCUAGGGUCCUUGGUCUGGGCCCUGGCCCCCCAAAUUAAAAAUUUGCUCCCCUACCUUGCUCUAAGCAUCAAGAGCCCUGACCCUACCAGCAAGCUCCCCAGAUAAAGGGACCCAAAUGGCCUCCCACAGAGCCGUUCCUUCACUUUAAACCCUCCCGGCUCCCCCUCGGGCCCCAAGCCCCCAGUGGUCACACUGCUCACGGGUGGGAAACCCAUAGGACACAUCUUACUCAACUAAAAGUCCUAGUAGGCCCCGCUGGUGUGGAACUUUGCUCUUUAUAUUUUGCGAAGUGCUUUAUAAGUCAUUCUUUUUCUCUCCGUUAUUGGGGCAGUGACCCCUCCCCUGGUGGUAGGGGCGAGGUCGGUGAUUCUCACUAGGUCCCUCCAAAGCAGACCAGUCCCAAGGAGGACAAUGCAAUCUUGUUAGCUCCGUUGGGGAAGGUUGAAGAGUCAGGGAACAUACGGAUCACAGCAGUCCCCCUCACCUCCCACCCCUGACCCAACAGAGCCCCCAAAGUUGGCCGUGGGCUCCCGCAGUGACUGGGAUGAAGACUCGGGCCUCUGGGUCUUCCCACACCCUCCUUUCCUCCCGGUCUUAUGCAGCGUGGGGGCUGCUGGACCUGCUUGGGAUGAAUAGAGCUCUCCCUUGGUAAGACUUAUUUUGUUAAUAAAUGGAAUACUUGGCUAUA
This is a messenger RNA of Loxodonta africana (African savanna elephant), 3187 nucleotides long. RefSeq names its product zinc finger protein 703 (gene ZNF703). The coding region runs from base 105 to 1874 and encodes 589 amino acids. Gene Ontology annotation, biological process: negative regulation of DNA-templated transcription. The transcript is spliced from 2 exons. Lineage: Eukaryota; Metazoa; Chordata; Mammalia; Proboscidea; Elephantidae. The record is from RefSeq and is a predicted model, not a curated record. Gene Ontology annotation, cellular component: nucleus.